AUGUUUGUAAAUCAAAUAAAUUCAAAGGAUCUUUUUACCACAAAUCCAAUGAAAGUCUAUGGGGGCAAAGAAUAUUCUGAUUCCCAAGGAAAUUCACAGAUGUGUUCACAGCUUGAAUUUUCAAAUACUAACACUAACAGUUCACAGGAAUGUUUUUCUCAGCAAAUCAAUGUGGGAUUUUCUCAAAAUGAGUCUCCCCAGAAGAAGUCUUAUUACCAGAAAUUUGUCUCCAGAGGACCAUUGUUUACCCAUGGAUCAAAGCAGCAGCCAUCAACUAGUCGGAUCACAUACAAACAAGAUUUGGAUGGAAAUAAAGCAAGGGCAAAGGAAAGGGACGAGAGAGAUCUUCUCUACACAAUUGUUAACACAGUGAGUCAGUGUGCAACUGAGGUGAAGAGUGCAGUAGAAUUGGUGAAGGAAAACUCACAGAAUGCAAGUGCAUCAUCGGACAAGAGAAUUAUUGACUUCUUGCAGAGCUUACAAACCGAGCUUGAUAAGCGAUAUGAAGACAUUGGGAAUGCUGUGAGAAAAAGAGAUGACUCCAAGCAGGAGAAUCAGUGCCUGAAAGAGGAAAUAGCUGCUAAAAAUGCCACAAUAUGUGAACUACGUGAGAAGGUGGAGAAACUUGAGGAAGAUCAAGAUAAGAAGAUAGUGGAAGCUCUGCGGGAUGUUUACAAAGAACAACAGGAACUUAACAGAGAACAGAUCCAUCAGUAUCAUGAAAAGCAACUAAAAGAGUUGUCCAAACAGGCAAAUCUACAUAAGGGAUACCAAACCACUCUUGACAGCCAUGCAGUUCAGUUAAAGCAUAAUCGGGAGAAGACACAGCAACAGCUUUGCCAACUUGAAGCUGAUGUGAGUAAAGAGCUGGACACAUACCAGAAAGAGCAGCAAAACAGAUACAGCCAGAUAACAAGUGAUUGUCAAGAACAGAUAAAAAAUCUCCAUCGAGAACAGAGGGGUGAACUUGUAGACUACUUUAACAAGCAGAUGUCAAAGACGAACAACUUGAAUGGCCAAAGGCAACAAGAGUUGCAGAAACAAUUCCGGGAGGAAAUAGAGUCUCUCGGGAAACAACAGAAGGUGGAGCUAGUGGCUUUGAUACAACAGGAGGUGCAGUUGGAGUCCAAGGUACAGGAAGAUAAAAGUGACAAGAUGCUGCAGCAGAGUUUAAAUAAACAUCAGGAAGAGCAGGAGAUACUGGUGCUGGAGCUCCAACAUCAGAAAAUGCAACGGCAGAUAUGUGCCAAAGAGAUGGAGAAACAGAGCCAGGCAUAUGAAGAUGAAAUUCGUCAACUAAAGAAAGAAAAUGCAACCAAGAAAGAGCUAGCUGAGAGGGAACAGAAGAAAGCCAAGGAAAUGCAAGAGAAAGAACUGGAAAUCCUGCGACGCAAACACGAACAAGAAUUUGAAGUAUUGAGACGAAAACACCAGGCGAAUGAUGCUAUAAAGCAUGAUGGGUACAUGGGUUGCCAAACAUCUCAGCAACUCGUGCCAGUUUCCACCAACCAAGUUCACUCCUCAUCUGCGUCACAAUUUAGUUGUCCUGACAUUGAUCCAUUGGGGAGGUGCGAUUCAAAUACAUCUGAUGUUAAACUUAAUCCCAGGAAUGCAAAGAGUCCAUUUGUUUCACCCUCAUUUAGGAAGACAGGCUGGUCAUCUGAGGCAUUGUUCAGGAAAGGUGGGCCAUCACCAAUUGCUACUGUCUAUCCACAAAAGGCGAGUGUUCCCGACUGUAAUUCUAGCAAAGAUGACGCCAGAGCUGCUUGUUCAGUUGAUGAAGUGCACAAAGAAGAUGUGGCUCCUGCUGACAAGGGAAAGAAAAAGGGACGGAGGCAAAAACGUGGGAAGGCGAUGUCGAUAAAGAAAUCCCCGAAGGUGCCAGCCAGGAGACAGCCAAAGAGAACAGCCUGCACUCCAAACUUGGAUCAAUCAGGGAAACAAGAUAGCACUCCUGCUACGGUUCCAUAUACUCGCCGUCAAAACGCUAGUGCUCCUUCCAGUGAGACCUUGCCUCCAAGGAAGGUGAAAUCCCCUGACUGGAUCCAGAAGAAAAGAAAAGCAAUCACUCCUUCCGUGGAGAAACUUCACCCUAACCCCAGCACUCCAAGCUGGUUACAAGCCCACAGGGAUGCUCGCAAUAGGGAAGCACAUACCACUCAGAGCAAAGAAACUGCAGUUGUUGAGUGCACACCACCAAUAUGGAAGAAGCAACACUGUGAUGAUUCUUUGAUCAUAUGGUAA
Lineus longissimus is the source of this 2244-nucleotide messenger RNA. Its product is annotated as bromodomain-containing protein DDB_G0280777-like. The transcript has 11 exons. The record is from RefSeq and is a predicted model, not a curated record. The coding region runs from base 1 to 2244 and encodes 747 amino acids. NCBI's taxonomy places the organism in Eukaryota, Metazoa, Nemertea, Pilidiophora, Heteronemertea, Lineidae.